CGCCGUCAACCCCAGUGUACCAAGUCGACACGAAACACGACGAGUAGCAAUCGUAGUGACCUCCUGGGGGAGUCCAUCAUGUCGUUGCCUACGCCUCGUCGGAGCAAUUUACGCAAGAGCAGCGUGCCGAAGAAGGCGUCGUAUACAUCGAUCCACACAUCGUUCGAGGCGACAGCAAACCGUCGGGCCACGGUGGGGAGCAAGCCUGGGGUCGGAGGCUUCCAUCAAGGCAUUCCCCAUAGUUCGCUGCCAGUGGAACCUCGUGAGGUGGCUCGGACGGAUCGAUGGAGCGACGCUGGCUCUGCGACAGUACACUUUCAAGAGCUGCUGGCACAAAAGGACCGUACGAUCCAAGAGUACACGGUAGCGUGCACAAAGUACAAGCAAGAUUGCGAUAUGUUUUGCGCCAAGGCCAUGGAGUGGAAAAAGAAACACGACGUGGCGGCCAAACAAGUGCUGCAGCUCCAAGCCGACGUGUUCCUCCUGCAGGGCCAACGACGCCAUUCCCCCCAAGCUGUAGCGACCUUCGAAGCCCCAAUAACUCCCGAGAGAUUAUCGGAGGUUUACCCCAGCCCCGUUCAUCGCCCCCCCUCCCCCCGGUCACCCCCGUUGGUCGUCAACGACGACGUAGCCGAGCUAAAGCUUGUCCACGCCCGGGAAGUGGAGACGCUCAAAUCAGAAGUCAGUCGACUGCACGAACUAAGUCGACUGCAUGAGAUGGACACGGUAGCUCUAUCGGAGGUUCGCACGCAGCUUGAGACGUACAAUGCUACUGCCGAGGCCGAGUUCGAACAACUCGAACGAGAAGUGGCGCACUUCAAGGCGCAAAUUUUAGUACUAGGCCAAGACAACGCAGACCAGUUGUUGGAGCUCACGGCCAAGCAUGCCAUCCAUGAUUGCGCUCGCACCGCCCAAGAGAAGCAACGGCAAUGGCAAUGGAAUCAGGACCGACUCGAGCUCAACGACUUGCUCGAAAAGAUGGCCCAUCAACAGCGUCGAUUGGCGCACACCAUGACCUUGUUGGAUGAGUCGAAGGCAGUAUGCAGCGAUUUGAACGCUGAAGUCAAACAGAUUAAGCAGCGCCACGACAAACUCGAACGGUCGCACAAGACGUUGCUGCAACAACAUGUACGCGCGGUGGCCACAUUGCACGAGCGAACGCGACACAUGCAAAAGUUGAUCCAGAAAAACUUGCUAUUGAAACGAGCAACGGGUACAAUGGCACAAGAACAUGCGGCGGCAUCGUCGUUGAAAGUUUCUCGCGGAAUGGAGGCAUCCACGGCCGAAGUGCAAAGUGAUUUUGGCACAAGGCAAUGCCACGACUUGGAAACCGCCGAGCUCAAGAGUGCUCAAUCGACCACGGCUGCUUCCACCCGACAAGUCGAGGAGUCCGAAACAAACAAGUUGCUGAGACGACUGAAAGGACUCCAAGACUCGCUGCUUCGUGGAAAGAUACGGGAACAACACACCCGUGGCCACAUGCGAGAGCUACGUCGACAGUUGCAUGUACUUCGACGCAAUCCGUCCGUACACCGCAACGAGGUCGGACACACGGACGAGACGGGCGCUUUGAUUUGCGAACAAGCAGCGUUGAAGCGACAAUUAGAGCUCUACAGGUGCGCCAUUGCCGUCAUUAUCAAGGGAGUGGCAACCCCCUAAUUAACCAACAGGCAAACUGCAUGUAAAGCACAACACUUGUACUUCGAAGUAUAACAUGGCCACGUCAUCACAU
Aphanomyces astaci is the source of this 1732-nucleotide messenger RNA. RefSeq lists its product as hypothetical. The transcript has 2 exons. The record is from RefSeq and is a predicted model, not a curated record. NCBI's taxonomy places the organism in Eukaryota, Oomycota, Saprolegniomycetes, Saprolegniales, Verrucalvaceae. Bases 79 to 1659 code for a protein of 526 amino acids.